GGUGUUUGGAGAUACAAUUUAAGACUCAAGGCUAACCAUAACAGUAAUUAUGCAAAUUUGGUUUUCUGGGAUGCUGUGAGCAGUCGUUUGAUUGGAAAAUCUGCUGGAGAUUUUCCCAGUCACUAUUAUGACAUGGAGAGGCUAUCACCUUCAGGCUGCCCAGAUGAAAUAAAAGAUUUGGUAGGUCGUGAGUUUGUUUUUAAAGUUGACCGUCAACCAGGCUCCACUUUAAACGGAAAGAGUUACUCCAUUGGUAUGGUCUCAACCGAUCAAGAUAAAAUUGAGGAGCUUAAGUCUGUUGGAGCCAAUCAGCCUGGGAGACAGGACUAUAACUCUGAUGAGGAUCUUGAUUUACUUUUUUCUUCUCCAGCCAC
Molecule: messenger RNA, 374 nt
Organism: Cuscuta europaea
Lineage: Eukaryota; Viridiplantae; Streptophyta; Magnoliopsida; Solanales; Convolvulaceae
Source: the annotation of a GenBank genome assembly